AUGUCGGACGCGGAGGAAUCAAAUGCUGAAGAAGAAGAGAUUGAACAAGAGGAAAAGUCUGAAAAUGAAGAACAAGAGAGUAAAGAUGAGGAAAAUCCAGAAGAAGCCGAGGAAGAGAUUCGAGAAGAAAUUCCUUUAACGGAUGAAAUUAUUGCACAAUCAUUAUCAUUAUUAGCAAAAACCGGGAGUGGUUUGGCACAUGCUUAUGUUCGUCUAGAAGCAUCGAACAGAAAUUUGACUGAUAUCAGUCGAUUAGAAGCAUUUGUUCAUCUACGUUUCAUUGACUUGUCUAACAAUCGAUUACGAAAUGUAUCGUCGUUACAACGUUUAAAGUUUUUAUUAACAUUGAAACUUGACUUCAACGAAUUAUCAGCAUUUGAUCUACCACCAUUUCCGUAUUUACAAACAUUGAGUCUUAGUAAUAAUCGUCUACGAACUAUAACUGGAAUUGAACAACAACGCUUAGAAUCGCUAAACCUUAAUCAUAAUCAAAUUGAUAGCUGUACAGGACUUGAUCAAAGUAAACUACCAAAUUUAACCUCACUUGAAUUAAGAGAAAACCACAUUAAUACCACAAAAGGGAUUUCAUUGCCAGGCUUAAAAAGUUUAUUUGUGGCAGCAAAUAACAUAACAAAAUUAGAAGAUAUUGAAAACUUAAGUCGUUUAACUACAUUACAUCUUCGCGACAAUAAGUUAUCAAAUCUUGACGGUUUUAGUUCAGACAUGAGACAGUUGCAGUAUAUUAAUUUAAGAGGAAACAGUACUAGUGAAGCAUCUGAAUUGAAAAAACUUGCUGUUUUACCAAUGUUAAGAGCGUUAGUCCUUCUAGAUACACCAUUAUCCGAGUCGGAUAGCUACCGAUUAGAUGUAUUGGUUACUCUUGAUAAAUUAGAACGAUUAGAUAAAGAUCAGUUUACAGAUGAAGAAAAAGCAGACGCGCAAGAUGAACAAAAGCGUCGUGAAGCCACAGCAGAGCCGGACGAGGGUGAAGGCGAGUCAAAAGACGACGAAUGA
Didymodactylos carnosus is the source of this 1014-nucleotide messenger RNA. Lineage: Eukaryota; Metazoa; Rotifera; Eurotatoria; Philodinida; Philodinidae. The record is from the annotation of a GenBank genome assembly.